AUGCCUCGGUCCAUGCGAGACCUUUUUUGCUUUUCGCGCCAGCAAGGUACCGAGAACGAUUCAACAUUAACAACUUCAAACAAUGUAAUUCGAGUGAGGUCUGUCCCCGGCACGGCUGUCACAGCCCGCCUCCCUACCCCUCGAGGGGUUACUCGAAUUCCCAUCAGGGCACUGUCUCCGGCACCAUCACCCGGGUCAGCGAGUACAUCCAGUACUUGCCCCUCGACUUGCAGCAGCUCGGCUGCAGAAUCCAUUAUCACCGCUACCUCCGUGACCAGUGAUGGCUCUUCCUUGACGUCCGGGACACUCGCCAAGCUGGGAACUAUACCACGUCAGUACAAUGGCACACCGUAUUUCCCGAUCCUGCAGCUGGAUGGCACGCUGAGACCGCCAUUGAUCGCAUCCCCACUGAUCUCAUUCGGUGGCUAUGGCUCCUUUGGGGGCCGGUUCGUUCCUGAAUCGAUCAUGGGAUUUCUGUACGAGCUGACCUCGAUUUUUGAGUCUGCCGUCUUGGAUCCAGCCUUCUGGGCAGAAUAUGCUUCCUUUCAGAUAAGGAACACGCCUCUCCAGAUAGCUCGCAAGCUCACAGACUUAGUUGGCGGUGCUAAUAUCUGGCUGAAGCGUGAGGAUUUAGUCGAGUACGGCAGCCACAAGACUCGCAACAUCAUCGGUCAACUUCUACUAGCCCGACGAAUGGGUCGUGCAGAGAUCGUCACGGACUGUGCCUCGGCCAAACAUGGCAACUUCACAGCGGCAAUGUGCACGCGCCUUAACCUGCGGUGUGUUAUUAUCAUGGGCGCAGACGACGCACAGGCACAGCAAGAGGACGUCCUGGAGAUGAAGAUGCUCGGAGCCAAGGUCCUGACUGCACGAACCCCAUCUGGUAUGGGCACACUGCGCGCUGCAAUCACAGAAGCACUCCGCUAUUCAGUCUGCAACCAUGAAACUGCAUACUAUCUCAUGGGCGGGCCCGUGGGUCCCAACCCUCUACCAACCUUGACCCGCACUUUCCAGGCACUGCUAGGCGAGGAGGUCGCAGCCCAGAUGCACACAGCGGUGGGCUGUCAGCCAGAUGCCCUCGUCACCGCCGUUGGCAGUGGUGCAGGGGCGGUCGGUCUAUUCCGACCAUUUCUCCACGAGCCUUCCAUUCGACUGGUGGGUGUUGAAAGUGCAGAGGCCGCAGCGCUGACCGAGGGCUCGGUUGGCGUUCUUCAGGGUGCGCGGACCCUGAUGCUCCAGAAUCACGAUGGUCAAAUCCUCGAUUCGCACUCCAUUUCACCAGAUAUGAACCUUUCCACCGUGGGGCCUGAGGUGGCUCAUUGGAAGGAGUCUGGUCGAGUUGAAAUCUCGACGGCCACGGAUGCGGAUGCCCUGGACGGGUUCAAAACUUUGCAGCGCCACGAGGGUAUUCUGGCUGGCCUGGACUCGAGUCACGCGGUGAAGAGAGUCAUGGAUCUAGCGAGGGAAUUGGGUCCAGGUAAGAAUCUUGUUUUGUUGGUGACGGGUUGCGAUACGAUUGGUAUGCGUGGGACGGAUGUUUGA
Molecule: messenger RNA, 1542 nt
Organism: Penicillium subrubescens
Lineage: Eukaryota; Fungi; Ascomycota; Eurotiomycetes; Eurotiales; Aspergillaceae
Product: tryptophan synthase
Exons: 1
Coding region: 1-1542 (513 amino acids)
Biological process (GO): L-tryptophan biosynthetic process
Cellular component (GO): cytoplasm
Molecular function (GO): tryptophan synthase activity
Source: RefSeq, a predicted model, not a curated record